AUGCCUCCCAAAACAAAGUCUUCCAAAGCUACAGGUAGCGCCCGGCAAUCUUCCCAAGCAGGGCCCAGCCAAUCUUCCCAUGCAACACCAAGACAGCCCUCUCAACCAGGAGCCAGCUGGUCUUCUCGACUGGACGUCAGGGAGAAUCGUCAGCCAAAUGCUAGCCAGUCUUCAAAAGAUGCCCCAACCUUCGUUUUCCGAGGUGGAGGAGAUGUCUUUCCCGGUCAUCGUGAAGCGGGAUCGGUAGAGUUGUCUGGGUCAUCAGAGAAUGCUGCGACUGCCAGCAAUCCUCCCGGAUCACGAGACCCACCAGGUACUACAACACCUUUACCCUCAGAUCUGAAUGUGAUAAGCCCAGCACCCACGCUCGAGGAAUGGUAUGCAGCUGAGCAGAAUCCCUGGAGCACAUCUGUUAUAUCAAAACCAGAAAUGUCCGGCAUGGUUAGCAUUAAGAGACAAGCUAGCGCUAUGAGCGCAUCGAUAGAUUGCCAAUAUGAUGCCAUGCUCAAGGUCCAAACAAGCAUUGAGACGACGGAAAAAAUCAUCGCCAUCGUCAAGGCAAAAUUACAGCAAUUGGAGAGCCGGGAGAAGUCUGAAGCCAACGAGCUACAAAUACAGAGCUUCAAAAAGCAAAUUGUAGCAUUGCAGAAUUGGAUGCAGGUGAGGAAGGAAACGAUGACUGCGUGGGAAAAUAAUGGCAAACCGAAAUGGGUUGCUAUCGACAAGCUUAUAAUGCAGGUCAUGGCCAUGGCUCAAUGUUGGGCACACUGCCAACCGCCCGAGGAUAUGAGAGAUUUUAUUAUGCGAGAGAAGACAGUUUUAGACAGGCAGCAGGCGGAAGCUGUGCAACAGCGCCGCGUCAUGGAGGAACUCGAACAGAGGGUAAGACAGCUAAGGCGAAAAAUGGUUCAGCAUUUACCCAAGGACUUUGACACCGGGUGGGCCACCUACGAAGUGCAAGCACUCGAGAUCAACAAUGCCAUUGGAGAUCUGUGUGUGAGGAAGAAGCAAGCCUGGAGAAAAGUGGCAGACUGGGAGCUGGCUGAGAGGCAAUUGGAAGAUCUUCGCCAUCAUUACAACUCGAUGUUGUCACAGGCGGCUUCAACUGCCACCGAGCAUGCUGAACGAUAA
This is a messenger RNA of Endocarpon pusillum Z07020, 1131 nucleotides long. RefSeq lists its product as uncharacterized. Lineage: Eukaryota; Fungi; Ascomycota; Eurotiomycetes; Verrucariales; Verrucariaceae. The record is from RefSeq and is a predicted model, not a curated record. The transcript has a single exon. Bases 1 to 1131 code for a protein of 376 amino acids.